GACCUCAUCAAAGAUGGCUGUUGGAAGAGCACCUUUUUAUUAGGCUCUUAUCACUCAGUCCUCACUGGAGUGUUGCGGUUCGCCUCUGAGAUGGCGGCGGCUGAGCUGGAGUACGAGUCUGUCCUUUGCGUGAAGCCUGAUGUCAACGUGUACCGCAUCCCGCCGCGAACCUCGAACCGCGGAUACAGGGCAUCUGACUGGAAACUGGACCAUCCGGACUGGACAGGGAGACUUCGUGUCACCUCCAAAGGCAAAACUGCAUAUGUAAAACUAGAGGAUAAGGUUUCAGGGGAGCUCUUUGCCCAGGCUCCCAUUGACCAAUAUCCUGGCAUUGCGGUGGAGACUGUGACAGAUUCCAGCCGUUACUUUGUGAUUCGGAUUCAGGAUGGGACUGGACGAAGUGCUUUUAUAGGCAUUGGUUUCACAGAUCGUGGUGAUGCCUUUGACUUCAAUGUGUCUUUGCAGGAUCACUUCAAGUGGGUAAAGCAGGAAACUGAGAUCUCCAAGGAGACCCUGGAAGCUGACACACGUCCUAAAUUGGAUUUAGGCUUCAAGGAAGGGCAGACCAUCAAACUGAACAUUGGGAACAUGACAACAAAGAAAGGAGGAGCAGCCAAGCCUCGUGUGUCUGGAUCAGGGGGCCUAAGUCUGCUGCCACCCCCGCCAGGAGGCAAAAUUGCAGUCCCUUCGAUCCCUCCUGCUUCUUCCGCAUCCAUUGCCAACCAUGUCACACCACCACCCAUGCUGAAAUCCAGUAACAUGAGCAGCACAGAUAUUCUGUUAGACUUAGAUGCUCCUACAUGUGCAUCCAAGACACCAACAUCAACUACCACAGAUAUCUGGGGAGACUUCAACACUGCAUCCAGUGGUGUUCCUAAUCAGUCUCCUCAGCAGUCCAACUGGGUCCAGUUCUGAAUGGUUAAAGCAGUGGAAUGGAAUAAACUGAUGACCAGGAGUCUAGAGGCACAAAUGGAGUCACAGGGGCACAAACCUCACCAGUCUGCAAUCAAAAACAAGUCAGGACUUUUUUCUUUAAGCCAGAUCUUCACUUCAGUCAGAACUUACUAUUUUUAAUUCCCACAGUGAAACCCACUGAACCUGAAGAGAAUAUCCUGACUCCUCACAAGGUGAGCAAAGGAAAGAGAGCUUCAUCUCUUCUACUCACUUGGCUUUUGCAAAGUACAUCCAGGCUCUUCUCUAUUUUUUCAUAUAAGGAAAGCAAGUAUCCUGAGGAAAGUGCAUACAGGAGGAGUCUGGGUAGAUGUCUAUCGGUUCUUCGUCCUUUAAAUUUUUUGGUUACAAACUACUUUCUGCAUCCGCUUUCAAUAACGACUUGUGCUGAAGGCUGCAAUUUUAAAUGGAAGCUGUAAGCUAUCAUGUUUCUCCUGAGUCUUAACACGAAAUGCCAUUUGAUUAAUUAUGUCUGUAGUAAGGAGUGAAUCUCGCCGCGCAUGCAGUGCACUUCCUUUCUUUGGUGCAUUUCUUGAUAGUACUGGAUGUUUUUGUCCUCCUAUGGGAGGAAUUGUGCAAGCGCUUGAGUAGACUCGCUGCCACUAUGAUUUAGCUGGAGCUGGACACCCCAUCAUGAGGCUCCUUGCUUAGCUUGCAGAUUCACUGGAGGAAUUUCUCACAUUCUCUUGUUCCUUUUCCCCUCUUCCUUCGGGGGUUAAAAAAAAAAAAAAAACCCUCAUUGUCAGUGAGCUGUUUAAAUGGAAAUAGCUUUGGUGGGAAAAAGAAAAGCUUGGUUUUGUAAUUAGGUAGUUACUUGCACUAGAUGUCAAUCCAGUUAUCCCACUGCUCAGCAUUUCAUGUUCCUGUGACACUCUACUGAGCCCUGACCUUUAUUUGUCAAGUGAUACUUGUUAACUUCUCACUGUUACAAGUAUUGCAUAUUCAGGCCACAGUAAGGACCAUGGUAGGACAGGGGGUUAAUUUCUGGUGGAGGGACAGUCACUCUCCUGUUUUUAGCUCUUAAUCAUUUGGGCAAGAAAUGUAUGGUAGGCCCAAUCUUGAACUGUGACAGCCAAGUUACCCCACCUGGGUUCCUUGUGGAUUUUCUUCUAAGAAAAGUUCCUGAAGGCUCUUUGUACACUAUUUCAUCUUCAGCAGCUGUGGAUGUGAUCUGGGGUGUAAAUCUGCUAAUAAAUUUGGGAAAGCCUGCUGGCAGGCUGAAAGUCUCCCUAACCCCUCCAUGCUAACUGUCAAGCCAAAGCACUAGCCAGGAUGAUGGUCACAAUGACUAGAACGCUAGCACUUUGCUGCUUCACUAGAAGGCUUUUUCCCAUUUUCAACAACAAGCCAGCUCAGCAUCAACACUUUCAUAACUGGGAUAUGCAAGUAAAUAGUGCCCUUUGAAAUUAACGUUUCCUGGUGAGAAUUUUGAAAGAGAGAGUAGUUAGUUGUAUGUACCUUGCAUUUGCAAAACUCUGAUAUCUGUUUUCUCCCUUUACUACUCUGAGGGCAUUUUGGGGACUACGUUUCACUGAGACCAUCACUCUUGGAAGUAAAACUAUUUUUGAAAAUCUCUUCACUUCUUGUGGUAGUGGGGACAAGACUGCUCUUAGAUGUAUUUUAAGCACUCAUUAAGUCCUGAUAACCUGGCUUUCUUGGUGUUCCCGUUUCUCCCUUCCUUCUGCCCUCCCCCCCACCUUCCAAGUCAUUUCUGCAAUCUUAUUAUACUUAAGCUCCUUGCCUGCUCAGAAUCUGUGGGUGGCAAUAAUAUGCUAGCUAAGCCAUGGACUCCACUGACUGGCUUUUUCCCCCACCUCAUAGCAUUGGCAGGUCCUGUCAUUUCAACUACAUAACAGUUCUCCAAACCAAGGAUGUUCAUAGUACCAGUUAAAACUCAUUAGGAGCCUCUUCCAUGUUGUCUUAGUAUUCUGGAGAUAAUAUAUGAUGUAUUUGAAAAAAUAAAAAGACAAAAAUUAAAGAUAUGUAUAUAAAGCAUAAAAUGUAUUGGUGAAAUGGUAAUUAAACAAAUAACCUUGGGGAAAAGAGUA
Molecule: messenger RNA, 2999 nt
Organism: Gallus gallus (chicken)
Lineage: Eukaryota; Metazoa; Chordata; Aves; Galliformes; Phasianidae
Gene: NECAP1
Product: NECAP endocytosis associated 1
Exons: 8
Coding region: 91-915 (274 amino acids)
Biological process (GO): endocytosis
Cellular component (GO): clathrin vesicle coat; membrane
Source: RefSeq, a predicted model, not a curated record